Messenger RNA from Mytilinidion resinicola, 1302 nucleotides. RefSeq lists its product as uncharacterized. The transcript has a single exon. Lineage: Eukaryota; Fungi; Ascomycota; Dothideomycetes; Mytilinidiales; Mytilinidiaceae. The record is from RefSeq and is a predicted model, not a curated record. Bases 1 to 837 code for a protein of 278 amino acids.
AUGCCAACCUUUCAGCGCCACCACUGCCGCGUCUGUCGAUCGGAUCAUUACGAGGUCACCGACGACGACGAGAGAAACCUUUGGAUCCGUCUCGGGCUUGAACGCGACAUGGCUCCUGAAGAGAAGGAGGGUAUAUUGGAGGUUCUGCGGGAUCGACGCGCUGCCCUAGACUGCGACCAGCUUGCCGAAGAAGCAUCAGCCGUGAGUCAAGAAUAUGCAGAGAUACUAUCAAGGAUCAUAGAGCAACAGCGCGACUUGAAAGCUCGUAUGGUCAACAUGACAGAGAAGCUCAAGGAUGGAAAGGAGACUUUACAGAGGGAACUGGACAAGAAUCGCGAGAAGGUGGUUCAAGCCCGACGCCAAUGCCAAGAACUUCGGGAAACACUCGACCAACGACAUGUAAAAGAACAGUGGCUUCGAGACGAGAUACAGCGGCUUCGAGACGAGAACGAGCGGAAACUCGCAACGGAGCAGCAGCUCCGACGUGAGUACGAGGCCUGGAAGGCAAGAGACGAGUACCGGAAGGCAACACUCCAGCAGUUCCAACGUGAUACCGAUGACAUAGAGACACGAUUCGAGGAGGGAAUCAUAACAGAAGAGGAGUUUCAAGCCGAGGAACUGGCAUGGCAAGCAAAAGUGGACCUGGAGCGGCUUCAUUCUCAGCAGAUUCGCGAUGGCAUCUGCCAGCCCGACGGCACCCUCAAUAACGACAUUCAGGAUCCCGGCCAAGAUACACAGCCGCAAGCCCAUCUGCCGCCUUCCACUACCUCCGAGUCCACUAGGACCUCGCGCGACAUGCCCCCGCUGAGCGCCCGCCCGCAAGAUGAGUCGUCGUAAGCCUGUGUACACGGGAUGCACCCAGGAGGCGAAGUUGUGUCAUGGGAGGCUUCCUUGUGGUACUUGCCAUCGGAAGACUAACUACAAUGGGAACUAUCCUUGCCAGGCUUGCCAACUAUACGGUUCUAGAUGCCGUUUUGAAGUUCAGGAAUAGGUGUUGUGGAAUACUGGAUUGUAGGUUCGUUCAUGACGAGCACGGAUGCUUGAGAGGCGAUAGAUGGGUGUUGAAGCUCGUCGGCUAGUUUGCACGGUACAAAAAUCACGACAUGGGUGGAGUAGGUGGAGUUGACGGCAUCUCUGGCGGCUCUACAUCAUGGUUUGAGUUGGAGCUCAGUUUCUUGACGAGCUAGAGUAAGUUUUCGACGGGAGGAAUGAAUGGUCUGCUUCUUUCAUAAGGAGGUAUUAGAUUUCGGGAUUCUAUGCUUCCUGAAACGCAACAUACUCAAUGAAUACCCAGAAUCGAGC